Emiliania huxleyi CCMP1516 is the source of this 855-nucleotide messenger RNA. RefSeq lists its product as hypothetical. NCBI's taxonomy places the organism in Eukaryota, Haptophyta, Isochrysidales, Noelaerhabdaceae. The transcript has 3 exons. The record is from RefSeq and is a predicted model, not a curated record. Bases 1 to 855 code for a protein of 284 amino acids.
AUGAGCCGCGGCGGGAUGAGCUGCAACGGCGCGACGAGCGUUGGCAAGGCGAGCAAUGGCCGCACCAUGACGGGCGGCAUGACGAGCGGCGCGGCUACAACGACUCUUGGUGCAGUGGUCGCGAGCAGCGAUGGCACGCUGAGCCACGGCCCAAUGAGCGAUGGCACGACGAGCCAUUGCGCGGCGAGCAAUGGCCGCACCAUGACGGGCGGCAUGACGAGCGGCGCGGCUACAACGACUCUUGGUGCAGUGGUCGCGAGCAGCGAUGGCACGCUGAGCCACACGUGCCCGCUGAGCGAUGGCACGCUGAGCCACACGUGCCCGCUGAGCGAUGGCGCGACGAGCCAUGGCGAGGCGAGCAACGGCCGCAUCAUGGCGGGCGGCAUGACGAGCGGCGCGGCUACGACGAUCGGGGCAGAGGCGAGCGCGAGCGCGAUUGGCACGAUCGGCGCGAUGACCGGCGCGAACACGGUGAGGGGCAGCCUCAGCACAGCGGUCGCCGGGUGGGACCGCCGUGAUCAGGUCGACCCUCGGAAGCUGACGACUUUGAUAAGCCAGGCUGGCAGCGCUGACGCAUUGCUCGCGCUCUUUGCUGCCCACAGCACGAGCUUGAACCACAUCCACGCUGCGAAUCUGUGGAACAAACUGGGCAAGCAGCGCGUCGAGCGGCGGCACGAGGAGCGGCUUGAGCAGCUGACACCGAAAAAUGACGACAUGCACAUGCGGUGGUGGGGCGCCGGCGGCUGCGCGCCCAACUUCUACAUGGGUGCGCUCGGGCACGCCGCCAACUCCGUCCAGCUAAACCUCGGCCAUCAAGCGAUGCAACGGCGGAGGAUGUACACCGGCUGGCCGUAG